Pseudo-nitzschia multistriata is the source of this 2368-nucleotide messenger RNA. Lineage: Eukaryota; Bacillariophyta; Bacillariophyceae; Bacillariales; Bacillariaceae. The record is from the annotation of a GenBank genome assembly.
GGAAUCGCCCAAUGCUUCGCGAAUUAAAAAUUUGGAUGAAUGAAUCGAGUCACGAACGUCACCGUCAUAUGUGACAAUCAUACCGGUACUAGUAAUUCAUUUCAUUCGUUCGAUCUCUGACACCAAGAUCUUUCAAGAACUCUACCGGAGAACACCUAUCGAUGCUGCCACCAAACACAGCAAAAUCACAGAGAAUUGUAUUAUUAUUAAUAUCGACUUCAAUCAUUUGACUUUGAAACCAUACUCAUAUAAGAUGAGGUUGAUUGAGUCAAUUGGAUUUCAACUUCUUUCUGUCGUUUUGAGGUGCGGAUUUCCUCUGGCUAUUGAUGCAUUUGUUCUGAUUACUCCCCCUUCAUCAGUAGCGGAUCCGAGAAGUAAUGGUGGAUGCAUCAGAAAAGACCGACGAUCAGAACACAGGAAUGUCGUGAAAGCGACAAUCGAGAACUCAGAUGGCUCAUUCGAAACACCCCCGCCUCGAUGGAAUUGUCCAAUCCACGAGGAUGUUUGUUCAGAGAGCGGUGUGACGUUGAGUAGAUACAUGAAAGAAAUGGUCAGAGCGAAUCCUGAUUUGGAGGAGAUCGAAAGCAGUACGUUGUGAUGGAUUCGACUUGUACUGUUUUCUAUGUACUUGUUAGAAAAGUUGUUUGUAAGUCCUCAACCUCUGCUUCUUUGCCAAUUUCCUCAAGUCUUCACUUCUCUUCAGGUGGCAUGUAAAACAUUGAGCAACUUGGUGAAAACAAGCGCAAUUUCCGGUCUCACCGGGCUUGAAGAUGGAGGUGGGUCCAUCAAUGUACAGGGGGAAGAGCAAAAAAAGCUCGAUGUUAUAGCAAAUGAUAUUCUCAAACGCGCGCUCAGGUGGAGUGGCGAGCUAGCGACUAUUGCUAGCGAAGAGGAAGACAAACCAGUCAAUGUAAUGGGCGAUGCCAUUUUCUCCGGUGAUAUUCUUGUCGAAAAUAGUGGCAGAUAUGUCGCUGUGUUUGACCCCUUGGAUGGAUCGUCAAACGUUGAUGCCGGCAUACCUGUUGGCACAAUUUUCGGCAUUUUCGAUUCAGCAGAGUGUUCUAUUGAAGACAUUGACUUGACCGACGGUAUCGACAAAGCGGAAGAAAAAUGUUUACAAGAUACACUUCAGCCAGGAUCUAAUUUGGUCGCCGCAGGAUACUGUCUCUACUCAUCAGCGACUUCCUUUGUCUUCACAUUAGGGAGUGGCGUAUAUGGCUUUACCUUGGACGAGUCUAUCGGCGAAUUUGUUUUAACUCAUGCAGAUAUGAAGAUUCCUACGAGAGGAAAGAUAUAUUCUUUCAAUGAAGCCAACCGCUGGGACUGGGAUGCGCCUCUCCAAAAAUAUGUUACAGAUAUUCAAAAAGGUUUGGUAAGUUCAACUAUUCACAGCUCAUAGAAGAAAAAUCAUCCGCACAUCACCACCACUGUGUUGCUUUAGCUUGCACUCGUUGAAGAGCCAAGAAACACAUCGUUACAUACGGUUGCUCGUUCAAAAUUUCUUCCACAAACCAUCUACCAUCGUACUAACAUUGCGGCUUUCGGUGCACUAACUUUUUGGGUAACAGGGGGACAUGAAAUGUCGCUACGCUAGCCGUUAUAUUGGUUCCAUGGUUGGUGACGUUCACCGGACCUUACAAUACGGAGGAAUCUUUGGAUAUCCAGCAGAUGUAAAAAAUCCAGACGGCAAGCUUCGAUUACUUUAUGAGGCGGCACCGAUGGCCUUUUUAUUGGAACAGGUGAGAGCCAGUCGUUUUGCAACUACACCUGUUAUUGAAAUACUGGCACUAAUUUUUUUUUGCAAUAAUGUAUUAGGCGGGUGGUUUGGCUCUCACUGGAAAGAAUAGAAUAAUGGAUAUUCCUCCCACUAGUGUCCACCAGCGUGUUCCAUGCAUACUAGGAAGUCGAGAGGAUGUUCUAGAAAUGAGGAGGUAUUAUGUGGAAAGCAAUGAUCCGGAAUUGAUCAACCGUUGUAAAGCACGAUUGCAAGGCGCACGUGCACUGGAAGAGAACGAAGUCGAAGGGUCUUCAUUUCUGGGAAUUCACAACGAGGAUAAGGAUACAAAUGCAGAAGAAGCAACAAGUGGGGAGUUUGGAGCAGCACAAUAAGGGUGGAAAUGAUCUCGUUGGAUGAUGACGACGAUACUCAUCCUGUAGUCAGACAAAGGGAUUGCGAAUUCGAGGCAUUGAUUCAUCACAAUAUACUUCGUAUUAGAAUCUCAAGCUACUUAGUCAAAAGAAUUCUUGAAGGUAUUUCAGUGUUGACUCUAGAAUAAGACACUAGUAUUAACUUGGAUGUACCAUACGGUGCAGUUCACACUAUUGAUCUUGCUAAACAGUUUCAGACAAAUGAAUGUUUCCCAUCAUU